AUGCAACAAAGAUUCCCUGACGGCUUGCCCGUCAACUGCUUACCGUCUUGCAAUCCAGCAACUAAUCAAAGACGAAACUGCGCAACACAAUCAACCGGUAACUCGGCGGAUCUUCCCAGUGCAGACUCCUACUAUAUUCCCUCUCCGGCUCCACAGGUUGCGGAAGUAGGCCACCACGCCCAACCGCAGCCCCCAUCUUCCGCUUUAUUCCCCAUGACAAUCAAUACGUCAAUUCCGGCCUACCAGCACUCCCAGAUUCACUCAGCUAGUUCCUCACCACAGGGUGUAUGGCCAACACCACCUUCUACUACUUGUGAAGAAGAGUUCGAUAAUUAUUCCUAUCAAGGUUCACCUACGAGUGGUGCUCGCGGUACUCAGCCCCUUGCGUCUUGCUCAGGACACUCUUCAGUUGCCAGUCCAAGGAGCUGGUCGCCCCAAGAAGCCCAGCACAUUAACAUCCACCAGACUUUCCUUAAGGAAUCAGAUCAUAUUACUAUGACACAACCCGAGGUGUCAUCCAUUAACGGCAGCCACCAGGAGCCUAACCCGGCUGCUGUAGUCCAAAGCGAAUCACCUCAGGCAGAACAUGGACUAGACACAUCAUACAGCUCCUAUAGUCAAGAUGAAACUUCACAAAAUGUCGGCCAGGGGCUCGAGGAGAACGAGCAAGAGUCAGAGAAGGCAGAUGGCCCUUAUGCGCAACUAAUCCAUCAGGCUUUCAUGAGCCGGCAGACACGCGCGAUGACGCUACAGGAGAUCUAUCAGUGGUUUCGUGAGAAUACGGACAAGGAAAAGACGGACAAGGGGAAUAAACGCAAUGGGUGGCAAAAUAGUAUCCGGCACAAUCUCAGCAUGAACCAUGCUUUUGUCAGACGCGAACGAAAAGCGAGUUCCGAUGACCCUCUAAAUGGGUCAGGAGAGGCAAAAAAGAUAUCACAAUGGGUUCUAGAGGAAUGGGCCGUAAAUGGCGUACAAAGUACAACGCGCUACCGCAGCAAGGGUACUUCUAAUCGUCGCGCCAAAUCCAGAAACGCCUCGCGGACGAACGCCCAUGCUUCAGCGCGCGCCAUGUCCGGCCGCAAGGGCGGGAAGAAGGCGGCAGCAAGCAAGAGGGCGAUUCUAGGCCGACAAAACCCGGGCCCUAUAUUCACAACAAGCGGCAGCGGUAGCAACCUUCAGGGACCAAUGCAAAAUGUCGUCUACGAGGGGAUGCAGUAUUCUCUUCCUACCCAUACAAGAGACGAGCCGAUGACACCCCCCGAUCCUAGUCACGAGAGCAUGAUGUUAGCAUCGAAUACAAUGCAAUCGAUGGUAUUGCCGACGAAUAAUGCAAAUCAUGAAUUCUCCUUCGCGCCUAACGUUCCUCAGUACAGCCAGGCCGGCCACCCUAAUAUGUACGCUCUUGAGAACGUAACGGGGCUAUACCAAGGCCACCAAGCACCUAUGAACGUACAGGGGGGCCAAGGACUGUCAACAACUAUGCAUACUGAUUUCAACCCCAUAUUCGAAGACCCUGACGACAACCGCAACAAUAGGCUUUCGUAUUCUUAUUGGAGCCAGCCGGUACCAGGUGGUCAAUUCCAGCCAUAG
Messenger RNA from Daldinia loculata, 1590 nucleotides. RefSeq lists its product as uncharacterized. The transcript has 3 exons. Gene Ontology annotation, biological process: regulation of transcription by RNA polymerase II. Gene Ontology annotation, cellular component: nucleus. Gene Ontology annotation, molecular function: DNA-binding transcription factor activity, RNA polymerase II-specific; RNA polymerase II cis-regulatory region sequence-specific DNA binding. The record is from RefSeq and is a predicted model, not a curated record. Bases 1 to 1590 code for a protein of 529 amino acids. Lineage: Eukaryota; Fungi; Ascomycota; Sordariomycetes; Xylariales; Hypoxylaceae.